Messenger RNA from Dalotia coriaria, 2173 nucleotides. Its product is annotated as protein sneaky-like. The record is from RefSeq and is a predicted model, not a curated record. The transcript has a single exon. Gene Ontology annotation, cellular component: membrane. The coding region runs from base 1 to 2145 and encodes 714 amino acids. NCBI's taxonomy places the organism in Eukaryota, Metazoa, Arthropoda, Insecta, Coleoptera, Staphylinidae.
AUGUCGCCAAAAUCAAAACCAAAACGAAAUAUUUUCACCUCUGUGUUUGGCCAUUUUCUUAAACUAGCUAAAAGCCGCGCCCAUGAACACAAGAAAACCAAACGAUUCUGGUGUGUGUUGUAUGGUAUCUUCCUGGGUUUAUUCUUCUACGAAUUGAUAUUGAUUGAUUUGAGUUUCACCCCUUUUACGACUUUAUUCAUUGGUGGUACAAUAACGUUAAUGCUUGCCGUGGGUAUAGCAAUAUCAUCUCAAAUCCGUUGUAUAUCGAUUCUUGCCUUGCCCACCUUUGUGGGACAAUCCGGAAGAGGUGUUCUCAAGAGUCUCGUCUUUGCUUAUCUACUCUCAGGUCCAAUUGAGAAUCUUACAGUAAAUGGCAAAGAAGUAGUGAGGGUUUUCGGAUGCACCACAUCAUUGACUUUUAAUCUAACAAAAGCAAGAUUUGAACUCAUGUUUAAACCAUUCGCUGAAGCUCUGAUGCAAAUGAAAGGUGAUGCUAACGAAAUUAAAGACACCUUGCGGUCAAUUCGUGAUGUAACAGCCCCUUUAACUGGAGAAAUUGAAGAUGAGCAAGAAAUGAAAAAAUUAAAAGAGGAAAAUGAUUACAUGGAUGCUUUACAAGGAAAUUCAAAAUCAUCUAAGGAACUAGACGAUAAAUAUAAAUCAAAAGGUGAAUUAGUCGAAGCGAAUAAAUUCGAAAAGAAUUAUUUGAAGAAAAUAGAAGCAAGGUGUCAGGAUCAAUUCUCGAAAGCUGCAGCCAAGUGUAGAAAGGUUUUUGGUAAAGGUUAUGAUAUUUGUUAUGAAACUGUAUCUUGGGUAGCAGCUUGGAUAUUGUGUUGGCCCAUGAAAUUGACAUUCAUUUGCAAUAUUGUUGAGUCUAUCGGAGGAAUGGGUAAAUGUGAUCCGAGUAAACAUGUAGAAACAGGCUUUGGUAAAGGGUAUGAAUAUUUAAAAGCAUCUAGAGGUACUCUAAGUGAUAAAUUCAAACAAGUAAAAGUACAGUAUAAGGUACCCAAGAUUAAAACACUUGUUGAUGUAAGAGAUGCCACUGCAACAGCCAAAAGUGUCAUUCAUGAUGUAAACAGCAAAAAAGUAAUUCUGAAAGAAAUAAUGCUGAUUUGCAAGCGAUUACUGGCAUUUGUUUUCUUAAGAAUUAUAUUAAGUAGUCAAAAAUAUCAUGAUAAAUAUUUGAAGAAUAUUGAGUAUGAUAAUAAGUAUAUUACAAAAUAUUUCAAAAAAAUUGAUGCAAGAAGACAUGCUUUAGAUAAACACACUUUACUACCACUGAAAAAAGUUGAGAAACAAGUAUUGGUUGAACCAUGGACCAAAAAACUUUUAAAAGAAGAGAAACAGAUGAUUAUACCACAAUUAGUUAAAAUGUUACUUGAAAUGGUUACUGCCACUACUGUUAUUCUCCUAGAUAGGCUUUUCUAUGAAGCAUUGGAUCUUGUGGCUAGACAUGCCAGAGUUGAGUUUUACCAAACUGGUCAUCAUGAUAUGAUGUUGCAGAUUAAAGGCACUGGUAUGAUUGCUAAUCUUCUUAGAUCUGUAGUUAAAGGUUUCAACAUCAAAAAGAGAAUCAAAUCAAUGAGAAGCAACGUUGCGUGUCUUCCAAAACCUAACCUGCUGAGCAAAUACUACAUACUAAAGAUUUAUGGAACCUAUUGUGCCAUUUUGAUUUUUAUUUUCUUACAAGGAUAUUUUGCAAGAUUACGACGUCCGAUCUGUGCAUACUUUUAUAGAAAAAGAGAAAAACGUCGUGUUUUAUUUCUGUAUAACCAAACUUUAAAAAGACGCAUAGGUUUCUUCAGAUACAUGAAGAAAAAAGUCAAAAAGAUGGCGAGAGAACAAAGAUUAGAACACAACUUGAAUGUUUGUGCUGUAUUGAGAAUUCGUUUUCCUACAAAAUGUGGAUGGUUGCGUUUCUUUAAACUAGCAAGAAGACAAUGUAUCGUGUGUGGAGAACCAGAACCCAGAAAGAAGAGUGGGAUACCAGGAGAUUUUGAAAAGUGUAAAACACCGAAUUGUUACGUUGUGCAUUGUUUAGAGUGUUGGAACGACAUGGGAAGAGUUUGUUUUGCUUGUUUAGAGACUCAAUCUGAUAGUGAGAGUGACGAUAGUGAUGAGGGUCAUCAUGAAUUCGACUAAAAAUAAAAUAAAUCAGAAAUUAAAGUAA